AUGGGAGAAUUGACGGCUCUCCUGACAGAGGGAACAUCACUAGAGCAGAUUCUCCCACCUCAAUCCCUUGUGCAGCCACAUCCGCCGUGCGUAAACGCGGGCGCCCAGUUGGCAGCGUCAGCACCGUCGAACGCGAAUCGCGCCCUCGAUGACUGGGCCGCCCCCCGGGAACAGGGUACUUGCAGAAAGCGCGAACAACAGCGGAGGAAUCUCCUCCCAAGACAAAAAGACCUGUUGGUCGUCCUCGAAAGGCACGACAUUUGGGUGUUUCAUUCAAGCACUGUGGACCCCUAUUUUGCACUCCAGGUUGUUACGGCAGGGCCAUUCAAACAGAAAACACCAACCGAUGGCUCCCCACUACCUCCAGCAACAUGGUCCUCACUUGCACUCCCCCCGAGCGUCUCGAGCACCACGCCAUCUGCCAAUGAAAGCCACUCCGACACUGCAACCCCUCCGCAAGGCCACCAUAACUCACGCAUCCACUCACACAUCCCCGAGCGUACACCGUCUGCUUCGAUAGGGCAACGGCCAGGUCCUGUACCACGCAUUGUGGUGGCACCGAGUCCAGAGACACUGACGCAGUGUAUAAUCCCGGAUGAGGACCCUCAGCAGCUUAUUGAAACUGCUGAAAAGGAUUCCGAUGGUGGUGAUGGCGAUGAAGACGGUGUGGGUGAUGGGUUAGGUGAAGAGGAUGAGGUUCCUGACGAGGAAGACGAGGCAGACGAUGAGGAGGGUGUGGAACAGGAGGGGAACAACGCACCGAGGGUGAAGUCAACGCGCCGACCUCUUCCAAAAUGGUUGCUCGAGCCUUUCAAGGCACGAGUUGCUGAGUCGAGUGCUCCACACCGUGAUGCCAAUGGCCUUCCGCCAUUGUAUUCCCACCACAAGACAUUCUGGUUCCCCCACCCAUCGACCUUUUUCUUCUUACAUCCAUCUUCGACGAGGACAACUCCUCAGGAUCUAUUCGACCCUCGGUUCUUUUUGUGGGACCCCGAUGCACUAUGCCCCAGAGGGAUACCCUGCCCGAAUUGCCACACAGUCCUCCAGCGGCAUCAGGUCAUCUCUCAACCUCGGCGAUGUGUCGAUUUUGAUCACACCUUCUGGAUCAUCGGCUACCGAUAUCAAUGCCAAAAAUGUAUCCACCCCAAGUCUAAAAAGGCAACGGUCACCUUUCGCAGCUGGGACCAGCGUAUUCUGGCCGUUCUCCCCCCUUCCCUUGCUUUGGAGUUUCCGGCGCGCUUGAGCCAUCGAAGCGGCGUGUCAACGAGUCUUUUUUCAUGGAUGCGGUCAUGCUUUAAUUACGGACUGGGUUCAAAACAGUUUUCAGAUACUAUUCGCAUGCAACACAUCUUACGGUACGAAAUGCUCGAACUCCAGUACCUCGAGCAGGUAGCUAGUCGCACAUUGGAUGACUGGUUUCAGUUAAAGUAUGAAGCAUUUCCGCGAUUCGAUGAUCUUGGCCCGCUUGGCCCACAUCUUUAUACACCAUCAGCAGCUCUAUUACGUGACCUCUAUGAUGAUUUCAUUGAUGAACACCGUCCUGAAAUCAAUCAACACACGGCGAUGCUCAGUGCUAAUAUCUGCGCCAUUGAUCACAGUCAUAAGAUUGCGAAACAAACGAUGAGGGUUGGGGGUGAACAACCCUUUACUGCGAUACUAAGUCUCACAAACGAAAAGAAUGAAAUUCGCGCCUGUAAUUUUGUUGCGACCAAGUCCCACUCUCAAUAUGAGUUGGCUCUACGAAAUGUGCAUGACUCGCUUGAUCUCUACGGCCAUCCGCAGCCAUCUCUCAUUUACGCCGACAAUAUUUCUGAUAAGAAGUUUCUUGAAGACUGUUUCCCUUCCCUUCGUGAAGGUGUGACGCCUGUUGAAAAAUAUGGGCAUUUGGAGGAGCUCGUUGUACCUUCUGGUGUCCCAAUCCUCAUCAAAAAUACUUCGGAGGCGAUUAACGAUGCAAUGCGCACCAUUCUUGAUGAUAUUCCUGAAGACGAAGGGUCAAUAAUAAUAGGAUUUGAUUCAGAAUGGAACGUUGAGGUUUCACCACAAGGAAAAGUCACGCGUCGAGGAAGAACAGCCAUCAUCCAAAUUGCAUAUAAAAGCCGUAUUUAUAUUCUUCAGGUUGCUGAUAUGCUGGCCAAUAACGAACUCCCACAGCAGCUCAGGCUCCUCCUCUCCCAUCCCCGUGUUAUCAAAUCUGGCCGUCUUGUGAAUAGUGAUUUGAAAUAUUUGCAAACAGCCUGUAAAUCGCCAAACCCAUUUGUGGGCGGACUUGACCUCGCAAAAUAUGCAAAGGAUCGACGAGUUAUCACCAAUGCGCAAUGCAGCUUAGCUGAUCUAUGUGCUAUCACUUUGGCAAAACGGCUCAACAAAAAUGUUCCAGAACGCGUUAGUCCACCUCAGGCCUGA
Molecule: messenger RNA, 2406 nt
Organism: Laccaria bicolor S238N-H82
Lineage: Eukaryota; Fungi; Basidiomycota; Agaricomycetes; Agaricales; Hydnangiaceae
Exons: 5
Coding region: 1-2406 (801 amino acids)
Molecular function (GO): nucleic acid binding
Source: RefSeq, a predicted model, not a curated record